Messenger RNA from Aspergillus saccharolyticus JOP 1030-1, 1089 nucleotides. RefSeq names its product mitochondrial 54S ribosomal protein mL57. Lineage: Eukaryota; Fungi; Ascomycota; Eurotiomycetes; Eurotiales; Aspergillaceae. Gene Ontology annotation, biological process: RNA processing; mitochondrial translation. Gene Ontology annotation, molecular function: structural constituent of ribosome; ribonuclease III activity. The transcript has 3 exons. The coding region runs from base 86 to 850 and encodes 254 amino acids. The record is from RefSeq and is a predicted model, not a curated record. Gene Ontology annotation, cellular component: mitochondrial large ribosomal subunit.
ACUGUGCAAAAAAAAAGCCCCGGACUGGCGACCCCUCCUCUCACCUCCUCCACCACUCCCCGGAUCCCGGUUUCUCACAUAGUCAAUGGCUUCGACACUUCCCACUCGCGCGGUGAGGACACUCUCCGGUUCCGCGUGCCGCACCUUCGCUCGCUCCAGCGCGAUUGAAUCCGCUCUCCUUCCGCGGCGAGCCCUGUCGACAUCAACGGGGGAGGCCCCCACGAGUCAGUCAGAUAGGCCGCGGUGGUCGUACACUCCUGAGCGUGCCAAGGCACCCUUCAGCCUACGCCUUGAUUCCAAACGCCCGGCCUGGUAUGUCAACUCCGAUCCCAGCAAACUCGAUGAUUUCUACCUGCGCCUGCUCGGUCCUGGGGGCGACAAAUUACUAUCGGAUGAGGUCAAAUGGCUUGCCGUGACGCACAAGAGCUUUGAUCAGGGACGGAGAGGUUACAACGAUCGCCUCGCUUUCUUAGGUAAACGCAUCGUCAAACUACAGGCUUCGCUGGCCUUGGUGCAAAGUCCAGCUCCCAGCCCCCCUACUCGGGAUUCCUACGGCCGCAAGCCCUUCGAGCAUCCCGACCUGGAAGGCCUGGCCAACCUUUCCUACAACACCAAGAACUUCAUGACGCACAAGGACAAGAUGGCGACCCUGGCGCAGAAAUAUGAACUGGAGAAAGUAUUGAGAUGGUCUCCUCGGCUGCCUCUUGACCUUAAAGCCUCUGGACUGGAACUCAUUCUCGCUCACACGAUGUACGCUAUUAUCGGCGCCAUUGCGCUGGAGAAGGGCGGCGAGGUCGCCAACAAGGUGGCACGUGAGCGGAUACUGAGUCCCCUGGGUUUCCAAAUCUAGGAGUGAAGUCGGGAGGAGGAAGGACCGAUUGAUUUCUUCGGGGCAAUUAUCGCAGGGAGCAUAUCAAGGCGUUUAUUAUCUCUUUUUCUUUCUACUGUUGGUCUCGGGAUUUUUGUUCCCAUGGAUGUUUCACUAUAUGUGCUGGGGGAUCAUCAUUUUUCGUUCGACCGUAUAUUAUGUACUUUUACACCACGACCUGUGCUAUAUGGAACUGCAAAUACCAACCCGCAAGAUCUCUU